CGCACAGAAACGGUCCGAGAUCGGCCGGCCGGGAGCCCAGAUCCCAUGGAGGCGGCGGCGGCGGCGGACUGCAGCUACCAGUUCCGAAUCGCUCUGCUCGGGGACGCGGCGGUGGGCAAGACGUCACUGUUGCGGUGCUACGUGGCGGGCGCUGCUCGCGGGCCGGCGGCGGAGCCCGAGCCCGAGCCCGAGCCCACUGUGGGCGUGGAGUUCUACAGCCGCGCUCUGCAGUUGCCCGCUGGGCUGCGGGUCAAGCUGCAGCUCUGGGACACCGCGGGUCACGAGCGCUUCAGGUGCAUCACCAGAUCCUUCUACCGGAACAUGGUGGGCGUUCUGUUGGUCUUUGAUGUGACAAACAGAGAGUCCUUUGAACACAUCCAAGCCUGGCACCAGGAGGUCCUAUCCUCUCAGUGCCCUGGCAAAGUGAUCUUCUUACUGAUUGGCCACAAGUGCGACCUGAGCACCCGAUGCGUCUCCACCCAGGAGGCAGAGGAGCUGGCUGCUUCCAUGGGCAUGGCCUUCGUGGAGACCUCAGCCAAAAGUAACUGCAAUGUGGACCUGGCCUUUGACACUGUCACCACUGCCAUCGAGCAGGCCCUGCGGCAGGGGGACAUCAAGCUGGAAGAGGACUGGGCAGGUAUCCGGCUCCUCCACAGAGCCCCAAACCCCAGACGCCCCAGCAGAAAGCAGGACUCAUGCCAGUGUUGACUCUGGGAGAGGGAGGGUUAAAUGGUGCCAGCCUCAGACUCCCCAGUGAGACCAGAGGACAAAAAGACUGUCUCCUGACAUGU
Molecule: messenger RNA, 791 nt
Organism: Peromyscus californicus insignis
Lineage: Eukaryota; Metazoa; Chordata; Mammalia; Rodentia; Cricetidae
Gene: Rab42
Product: RAB42, member RAS oncogene family
Exons: 2
Coding region: 46-708 (220 amino acids)
Cellular component (GO): Golgi membrane
Molecular function (GO): GTP binding; GTPase activity
Source: RefSeq, a predicted model, not a curated record